This is a messenger RNA of Penicillium manginii, 1053 nucleotides long. Its product is annotated as ankyrin repeat domain-containing protein. Lineage: Eukaryota; Fungi; Ascomycota; Eurotiomycetes; Eurotiales; Aspergillaceae. Gene Ontology annotation, cellular component: cytoplasm; nucleus. Gene Ontology annotation, molecular function: protein binding. The transcript has a single exon. The record is from RefSeq and is a predicted model, not a curated record. Bases 1 to 1053 code for a protein of 350 amino acids.
AUGGGGAGCUACAAACUAGCAUCUCGAAUCAUUGCCGAAGGAGCUGAUCUUCAUGCAAAACAAACAUGGUAUGAUACAUGGGAAGGCAAUAUUGAGAAUGUGACCGCGCUCCACAUAGCUAGCGGAUCCUGGAACCUAGCUUUCGUCCAGACUUUGCUCGAACGCUAUGGUGCUGAUGAAUUUGCUCGGGCGGUAUCUGCAUCUGACAGUAGAGGACGACUUCCUCUUCACUGGGCUUUGCUUAAUCUCAGUGACACGUUCAGAAGACCGUCGGACGAGGAAACAAUGUCGACGGGGCUCAAACUUGUCAACUUAUUACUGGAAUCUAAUCCAGACACGAUCAAUGCGCAGAGCUCUGAUGGAGCAGUCUUUAACUUCCUCACAUAUGGAAAUGUCAUACAUGCCGGAGAGUUGGCCCUUAUGAAAGCUCUCCUCCGCCUCAACCCAACUAUUAGCACUGUCAACGCACAAGAUAAAUCAGGUGCAACUGCUCUCUUGAGAGUAUUAUCUCACCACGAAACGUGCAAUUCUGUUCGUGAAAUUUACACUAUGCCAUUGGUCAAGCUUCUCCUCGCGCAUGGUGCCGACAGGACGGCCUGUGACAAGAAAGGUCAAACCACGCUACACAAGCUAGCUGCUGGUACGUCAUAUGACGACCCAAUCAGUCCCGAUCUGCUUGAGAUGUUCAUCCCGUUCGUUGAUAUCAACAAAGCUGAUGCCAAUGGCUGGACGGCCCUUCACUGGAUGGCAAGAAACCUGCGACAAAUCGAGCCGUCUCGUUUACUAGUCAGUCGGGGCGCUGAUGUGAAUGUCAUCAACAAAAAAGGCAACACGCUUCUCCAUGAAGCGGUGGGGGGCAGGCUCAUACGCAAACAGAAGGCAGAUGAAACGAUUGAAUACCCCACACCUGGGGAGAAGAACCGGGCCCUGGACGAAAUCGUCUCAAUAUUGCGAGAAGCCGGCGCAUCAAUGGAUCAGCCUAAUUUGGCACGCCUGACGCCCGCGCAGAUACAAGCACAAACGCGGGCAAAAUGGGAGAAAGGGUGUGAAUAG